Messenger RNA from Heterocephalus glaber (naked mole-rat), 4202 nucleotides. NCBI's taxonomy places the organism in Eukaryota, Metazoa, Chordata, Mammalia, Rodentia, Bathyergidae. The record is from RefSeq and is a predicted model, not a curated record.
UGGAGACGUGGGCGGGGUCAGCACGUGGCCGGCGUCCAGAGGCAAGCGAAGAGCAAAACCUGGUGUAGGCCGCGCUGGCCUGAGGAGGCCUUCUGAGUGCGCUGGCUCUCACCUGGACUCCUCCUGGGCGCCGUCCCGGAGGUCUCGGCCUUCUCAAGUGCAAGGCCCAGUAUGAUUGUCCUCAGCCUUUAAGUGGCUCUGCUUCUCUGUGAGCCCGGAAACAAGCGCAUAUGCUUCCGAGUAAGGCCCUGCGACUUCUGUGGCGCCUCUGCUUUCUUCUCUUGUACAGGUGCAGGUGUUAGAAGGGAAAAGACUUUCUGAUCCCUGAAUAAUCUCACUAAGACGUGUAUUAUCAAGCCACUGGUUGAAUUUUCAUCAAGAAAUGAAUUAGGCAGAGCAUGGAAAAGAAGGUUGUUGUCAGGUCUUUCAGGGAUGAUGAGGUGAAGAAACCUUGUUCUCCAAAGGCACUGCCCAAGAAAAAGUCUUCUGCCUUGUCUGGGAGAGUCCCAAGAACUACCUGUCCAGUGAAAUGUGGCACCUCACAUACUGGGACCAGAAGAGGUCGGUUAAGAGAAUUGCACAUCAGAUGCAUGGCCAGAAAAUUCUUGUAUUUGUGGAUUCGAAUGACUUUUGGAAGAAUAUUUCCUUCUAAAGCCAGGUUUUACUAUGAGCAGAAAAUACUACAGAAGGUCUUUGAAGGGUGGAAAGAAGAAUGGUGGGUUUCUCAUCGAGAAUGGAAACUCUGUGUUCGAGCUGACUAUCACUACAGGUACUACUUGUACAACCUGGUGUUCCAAAGUUGGAAGGCCUGUAUGCGUUGGCAGCAGGAGAUGAGGAGCAAGUAUAUGAAAGCCAAGGAUCAUGAUGCAAAGCAAAAAAUGCGACAGGCCUGGAAGGCGUGGUUGAUCUACGUGGCUGUUCGUAGGACCAAACUUCAGAUGCAUACCACUGCUCUGGAGUUUAGCCAGCAGAGUAUCUUAUGGAUGUGGUGGAGCAAGUGGAGGCAGCAAUUAGGACAGGCCCACAUGAACCAUGCUUUCUGCGGCACAGCUUUGAAGCACAGGGCCUUCAGCCUCAAGCUGCAGGCUUGGUCUCAGUGGAAGGAACAGCUCCUGCUGAGCCAGAGGGAGAGAUGGAAGGUGGUCUUAGCAGUACAACAUCAUCAGUGGUGGCAAAAGAGGAAGUCCCUGAGGGCCUGGCUUGAAUACCUGAACAUGCACAGAGUAAAGAAACAGCAGAAUGAGAUGGCUGAGCAAUUGCAUCGUGUCACUGUGCUCCAGAUACACUUCUGUGACUGGCGGUGGGCCUGGGAGCAGAGGCAGAGCUUGUAUGCCCACCAGGCCCUAGUGGAAGAGCUGGCCAGGAAGAUGGCACUGCGGAGAGCCUUCUUGCACUGGAGACGCUAUGUGUCACUGUGUACAGAAGAAAUUGCCCAGCGUGAAGUGGGAGAACGGCACCAGCAGCACAGCCUGCUGAAUUUUUGCUUUAGAGCCCUAAAAGACAAUGUGACCCAAGUCCAUCUCAAGCAAAUAAGAAAGAAUCUCGCACACCGGCAGCAUGACAUGAUGUUGCUACAUAGAUUCUGGAACAUCUGGCAGUCUCGGAUUGAGCAGAGGGCAGAAAAAGAGCAGCUCCCCUCACUGAAUAUAGCCUGGGCCCACUACAGGAUAACAGUGCUAUGCAAGUGUAUCAAAUUGUGGUUACAUUAUACUCAGAAGAGAAGAUACAAGCAGCUGCUGCAGGCCAGAGCAGAUGGUCAUUUCCAGCAGAGAACCCUGCCCGCUGCUCUCCACACAUGGAGUAGACUCUGGCGAUGGCACCAGCAGGAAAGUGUCCUCAGUGCAAGAGCAGCGUGUUUUCACAGGGAGGUGAUAGAGAAGCAAGUGUUUGCUGUCUGGUGGCAGAAGAUGUUUCAGCAUCGAGAAAACCACUUGGCAGAGAGAAUAGCCAUCCUCCAGGCAGAGAGGCAUCUUCUGCGUAGGUUCUGGCUUACCUGGCACCAGCGGGUAGCAGCACGUCAACAGGAGCGAGAAUGGGAAGCAGUGGCCUGUGCCCAGCACCGCGAAAGGCGGCUCAGAAAUGCGUUCUGCAUCUGGAAGGAGAGUGCCCAACAGCUCAGAACAGAGAGGAUAAGCAGAGUGCAGGCUGCACAAUUCCACUCAGGGCAGCUCCUGCGCUGGGCCUGGAGCAGGUGGAGGGAGAGGCUGGCCCUGCAGGCAGCUGAGCAACAGAAGCUAAUGCAGGCGGACCUGCACAGCCAGCGAGCCAUGCUUCGAAGAGCACUACAAAAAUGGCUGGCUUACCAGGGCUGGGUGUGGAGCAUUCUACAGGAAGUGACAGUCAGGGAGAGCCAGCACAACAGGCAGCUGAUUAGGUGGGCAUUGCAUCGCUGGAGGAAGAACACCAUGGCUCAUGCAGAUGAGGCCAGAAGAUCCUCUCAAGCAAGAGCCCACUACAGAAGGACCGUAUGUUCCAAGGUCCUGGUCCAAUGGCGGGAGGUGGCCUCAGUGCAGAUAUAUUACCGACAGUGGGAGGCCUGUGCCCUCAGGGAGGCCCAGAAGGUGCUGGAGAGGGGUUGUCUCUGCAUCUGGUUUCGGUGCUGGCAGGACCGUAGCCAAAGGGCUGCCCAGCAGAAAGCCCAGCUGGAGGGGGCGGCCCGGCAUCACCACCAACACCUGCUGCGGGAGGCGGUGGCACAGUGGAAGGCGUACCAUCUGGAGUGUGUCAGGAAAAAGAUCCUGCAGAGGCAGGGCUCCCAACUCCUGGCUCAGAGACUCAGCCAGGCCUGCUUCCACCAGUGGAGACGACAGUUAGUGGUCAAGAGGCAGGAGCAGCAGAGUACAGCACGGGCCCUGUGGUUCUGGGCUUUCUCUCUACAGGCAAAGGCUUGGGCUGCGUGGCUGGGCUUUGCGCUAGACAGGAGGAGGAAGAAGGUGCGGCUGGAGCAGGCAGUACAGGCCUACCACCAGCAGCUCCUCCAGGAGGGCGCAACUCGGCUCCUGCGCUUCACAGCCAGCCUGAAGGCCUUCCGGCAGCAGCUGCAGGCCCAGCAGCAGGUCCAGGCAGCCCAAAGUCUCCACCGUGCAGUCUGCCACUGUGCCGAGCUCUGGAAACAGAAGGUGCUGGGCCCAAGCAGGGAAUCUCAGCCCCUAGCACCCAUUGCAUCCAGCAGGAGAGUGACGUUUGAGGGUCCCCUUCUUGACUUUGUUGCUGCUGGAGCUGGGGAUGCCACCUUGGAAACCAAGAGGCUGCAAGUUCAACAACCUCGAGCAGCCCUGGGCAGCCUGGCGCUGGCUGCUGGGGAGCCCCAGCUUCUGGAGCUCAAUACCCGCUCAGCAAGGAAGCAGCCAAGAUGCCCACAUUUUCUGCUGAAGCCCAUGCAAACCCAGAGGUCUCCAGGGUGUGGCACCCUCAAGGGGCAUGGGCCAGAGAAGCCUCAGGAACAGGGCCAAGGCCUGGCCUGGCCAGCAGGCCAUUCUCUGACCAGAUCCUUCCUGACUGGGGCCCUGCCAAAUGUUCCUGGCCCAAAGCUACCCUCUGUGGCAAGUCCAAGCCCAAGCCCAGAACUACUGCCUCCUUCCUCCUUCGUGCCUCUCAGGGCUGGAGCACCAGCCUGGAUGUCAGCACAGCCCACCACCCCGGGGCCUAAACCCAAGGUCCCCCCAAUUCUGACCUGUGGCCCUGACCCUCAUUUGCUCCUGCCUGAGGACUUCACAGGCACCAGGGCCAGGCCUGAUCUUAGCUCUGAAGCUGCAAGCCACGUGGACCUUGAGGUCGAGCUCGAGGGGAUCCAGCAGCAAUUACAGCAGUACCAGACCACCAGGAAGGACCUCUGGUCCUGCCAGCGACAAGCAAGCAACUUACGAAAAUGGCUGGAGCUGAGCCAGGAGGACCCUAGGGCUGAGGACCAGGAUACAGAGCGGCAGAUACAGAAAGAGCUGGAGGAACCUGUCCCUCCCCUACCCCCAGGUGGAACUGCAGAUCCAGCAGCUGGCCAAGGAUCUUCAGGCCCAGCGCCAGCCCAUCCAUUCCUGCAUAGCACGCAUCCAGGCCUUACGGCAGGUUCUGUGCUAAUGCGUAGACAGGUGCUGUGUUGCAGGGUAGGCUUCAGACCACCUCCAGGAACAUAAAAUGACGUUACCAUGAGUUUUGUGGGUUUUUAUUAUUUCAAAAUGCCUUGCAAUUAAAUGAAUUACUGUUCA